CCGCUUGGCAGUAAACCUAGAGGCUGGAGCCUAAGUGCACGCCUCGGUUUUUUUUUUUUAUUCCUGUGUCAAGCAAUGGCGGCGAAGCCAAUAGCCGGCGACGGAUUAACGGAGAACCUGGCCGGAAUGACGAAGAACCAGCUAUAUGACAUUAUGUCUCAGAUGAAGACAUUAAUUGAGCAGAACAAGCUACAAGCAAGAGAGAUCCUCGUCCAGAAUCCUCUCCUAACGAAGGCCCUUUUCCAGGCACAAAUUAUGCUUGGAAUGGUGCAGCCUCCUCAAGUGAUUCCAAAUAUUCAGCCUCCAGCCACACAACCACCUCAGCAAUCAUCACAACCAUCUCAGCAGUCUAACAUUCAGGCUGCACGCUCAUUAGCUGGACAAGUUUUACAGGAUCAAACACUUGCAUCUCAGACCCAACCUCCAAUGAGAAAGCAACAUCAGAAUCAACCUUCAAUAUCAAUGUCUUCUACUUCAGUUUCUCCUCCAAGUCUUCAAUCUCAGCCUAUGCCUUCACACCCUCUACAGACACCACAGUUGGCAAAGGGACAUCCAAACCCACAAGUGACCCCAAUUUCUGUUCCGCAAUCCUCUCAACUUCCAAAUAUACCUCCACCUCUUCAUUCUGCUUCACAGCCACAGCCACUCCACCAACCCCAAAUGCCUACUGUCUCCACUCAGUUGCAACAGCCAUUACGGACUACUGGAAUUGCUCAUCCGCCUUUGCAACCACCAUUGCCUCCCCAAGCUAGACUACCUUCUGUUCCAAGCUUUCAUCAUCAGUGUGGACCACAAAUGGGGCCCAAUGUGGGUUUCCAGCAUUCUGGUGCUCAACAUCCUUUGCAACCCAUGUUUCAUUCUAGUAACAAACCUCAAGCUAGCAUGGGGUCUUCAUUUUCACAGGGACAGCCACCCCUUCCAAAUCAGUUACCACCACUGUAUCAGGGGGGAGGUUCACACUUAGGGCCUGAGUUCAAUAAUCAAGUUGGAAAUUCAAUGCAAGUUGAUAGAGGACCUUCUUGGAUAUCUGGCCCACCAGAGAGCUCAGCAAGGAUACAGCUUCCUGGACCACAGGCAAUGGUUCCUGGUCAGAUCGGCCCUGGCAGUCAGCCCACUCGUGCUGCACCAUUGACUCCUGAGAUGGAGAAAGCGCUACUUCAGCAGGUCAUGAGCCUCACCCCAGAACAGAUUAAUCUCCUACCUCCUGAACAGAGGAAUCAAGUGCUCCAGCUGCAGCAAAUGCUGCGUCAAUGAAGCUAUCUUCCCCAUUCAAAUUGACAGUGUCAGUUGUUGCAGUAUCGUUUCAGGUCAUCUCAGUUGGCAAUUGGUUGGAGGUGAAGAAUCACGCAGAACAUGAAACUGGACAUAGAUAUACCUUUGGAAGAUUUAGACUGAAAGUGUUCAAAAGUUCUAGCUUUGCUUCUGCAAUGCAGCUGAUAGUCUGGAUUUUGAGUUUUAUCGAUGAGAUUGUCCAGGUGGCAGUGAUCUGUAAUUUUUUCAGCCCGGACAAUUUAUCAACUUUUAAGUGGACUUUCUUGAUAUUGACUACGUUCCAACACAGUUUCAGUUCUGUACAA
This is a messenger RNA of Hevea brasiliensis (rubber tree), 1577 nucleotides long. Its product is annotated as pistil-specific extensin-like protein. The record is from RefSeq and is a predicted model, not a curated record. Gene Ontology annotation, biological process: mRNA 3'-end processing. NCBI's taxonomy places the organism in Eukaryota, Viridiplantae, Streptophyta, Magnoliopsida, Malpighiales, Euphorbiaceae. The transcript has 7 exons. Bases 76 to 1254 code for a protein of 392 amino acids.